AUUAAUUUGAGAGUUUAUGUAAUCGCCGCUGCAGUUUGCCACUAAAUCACACAAUUGUCACUAAAUCUGUAUGUGGUUUGCUGUUUUCCAGGGAUGAAAUGAAGCCAGAAUCACAAUCCACAUCAUGCCACAAAUAUGUCCUAGUUUUUCUGCUAAUUACAUUAUUUAGCUUCAUUUUGUUUACCUACAUCAACAUCAAUAGAAGUAGCCCAGAUAUUGAGCCAACUCUGAUUUUUACUAUGAAGGAAGGUAUCAUGACUAUCUUGCUUUGGACAUGGCCCUUUGGCGAUCGCUUUACUCUAAACCACUGUGAAAACUCUGGUGAAGAUCAGGGAUGCUUCUUCACAGCAGAUCGCAACUAUUACCUCACAGCUAAUGCUGUCAUUUUCCAUCAUAGAGAUGUCUGUCAAUCCAAAUCACAAAUGCCCCAGAUAACUAGACCCCCAGGCCAAUAUUGGGUAUGGUUCAAUUUGGAAUCACCCAGUCACUCUCCAAAUUUAGGCUUCAUGGACAAUCUCAUCAACCUCACCAUGUCUUAUCGAAGUGACUCUGAUAUCUUCACUCCUUAUGGCUGGCUGGUGAAGAACAACAUCAAUCAGAACUUUACAAUCCCUAAAAAGACACUUUUGGCAGCCUGGGUAGUGAGCAACUGGAAUCCAAGCUCCAAAAGGGUUCAAUAUUAUCAGGAGCUAAACAAACACAUGCAGAUUGAUGUCUAUGGUAGGCAGCACAAGACUUUACCACAUGCAGGUAUGCAAGAUACCAUCUCCAAAUACAAGUUCUAUUUUUCUUUUGAGAAUUCACAGCAUAGAGACUAUAUCACUGAAAAGCUCUGGAGGAAUGCCCUGGCAUUUGGGGCUGUGCCUGUCAUUCUUGGGUCAACCAGAGAAAACUAUGAAAGGUUCAUUCCUCGAGAUUCAUUUAUCCAUGUAGACGAUUUCCCUAGCCCUAAAGGACUUGCUGACUACUUGCAUGAGCUGGACAAAGACAAAGAGAGAUACGAACGAUAUUUCAAAUGGAGGGCAAAACUGAGGUCAAAAUCUGACAACAGCUGGGCUACACAUUACUGCAAAGCAUGUAAAGGAUUAAAGGAGGCCCCUGCCUAUAGGACAAUGCCUAGUCUUGUAACGUGGUACACAUAAAUAUAAUGACACUAUUUUAAAUUCUGAGGAAAAUAUCUAUACAGAGACAUUUAAUGGGAAUACAUGAGAAGCACUUCAAUAAUAUGCACUGGUAAUCUUACACAUGUAUCCGCAGAUGUUGAAUGCUAUUGAUAUUAACUAGUAUCAUGGCUUGUAGAGUUAUGUGUUCUGACAUUUCUUUAAAAUGGUAUGGAGAUUAUAAAUACUAGGAUUUCGUUAGAAUGAACAAACAACGUUUUUAUUAUCAUUAUUUAAUAUUUGUAAAUGGUCAAUACUUUCUGCAGAUUUGUUCACUAGGGAAAAAGAGAAAAUGAAGGCACACAAUUAUGUCCUUGCUUGUGAGCUUGCAAUCUAAUGAUUAUAAAAGGGAGUUGAGCUUGCGUAAAAAGAGUUAAAGUUAUGGGAUUAUUGGGCUUAGCGUUAGAGUGGGGUUACAUUUAGCAUUUAUGUACAUAGGGUAUUUAGGAUCAUUGCAUCUAGGAUUAUGGUUGAGUUAAAUUUAGUGUUAGGAUUAAAGGUUUACUCAAGCAUCAAACAACUUUCAUUUAAUGAAGCCGUUUUGGUGCAUAGAUUAUGUCCCUGCAGUCUUACUGCACGUUUCUCUAUCAUUUAGGAGUUAAAUUACUUUUUGUUUCUGUUUAUUUAGCCCUAGUCACACCUCCCCUGGCUGCAACUCACACAACCAACAUAAAAAAUGGUUUCCUUUUCAAUCAGAUGUGACAGCAUUAUGUGUUUAUUUUAGAAGUUUUUGUCUCCUGCUCUGUUAAUUUCACUUUUACCACAGUAACGGAAUCAUUCCAACAUGGCUGUUUUUCCCUUAAGGACCCAUGGUGGAAUAUUUCCGUCAUGCAAUAUUUUACCAGCAGGAACUGUCUCCCUGCUGGUAAAAGGGGAACACUAGGUAUUAUUAACAGCAAAAAUACAAUGCGUAUGUAAAAAUGAAAAAAAAAAAAAAUUAGCUUUACAAACUUUAAAAAUAAACAGCACCACUACAAAGCUCAAAAUAUAAAGGGGGUUAUUCUGUACUCAGCAGACCUUGGGAAAGCACAAUUUAGUGGUAGUGCAUGUCAGGUAUACAAAAUAAACUGCUAAAUUGUAAUGUGCUUGUAAAAAUACUGUGAAAAUAAACUGCAUUAAACCUUGAAAUAGAUGCUAAAAUAUCUCUACAAUAAGGCUCAAAAUACAUUGCCUAGCCAAAAAAAAAGUCGCCACCUGGAUUUAACUAAGCAAAUAGGUAAGAGACUCCUAUAGGAUAGUUACUGCAUGGGCGAUUAUCUUUCAGCUGGAAACAAAUUAUUUAACCAAAACUGAUGAAAUGGGUAGCUCCUCAUUUCUUAAACAACCAUGUCGAAAGACACAUCCCGUGGCCAUGGAAAAGAUGUUAGUUUGUUUGCGAAGGGUCAAAUCAUUGGCAUGCAUCAAGCAGAGAAAAACAUCUAAGGAGAUUGCAGAAACUACGAAAAUUGGGUUAAGAACUGUCCAAUGCAUUAUUAAAAACUGGAAGGAUAGUGGGGAACCAUCGUCUUCGAGGAAGAAAUGUGGUCGGAAAAAAAUCCUGAUUGAUCGGGAUAAGCGAUCGAUUAAACGUUUGGUGAAAUCAAAUCGUAGAAAAACAACAGUAGAACUCAGGGCUAUGUUUAAUAGUGAAAGUAAGAACAUUUCCACACGCACAAUGUGAAGGGAACUCAAGGGACUGGGACUGAACAGCUGUGUAGCCUUAAGAAAACCACUUAUCAGUGAGGCUAAUAGGAAAAAAAUGCUUCAAUUUGCUUGGGAACAUACAGAUUGGACUCUGGAGCAAUGAAAGGUCAUGUGGUCUGAUGAGUCCCGAUUUACCCUGUGAUAUGUGCAUCAGGGUAAGAAGAGAGGCAGAUGAAGUGAUGCACACAUCAUGCCUAGUGCCUACUGUACAAGCCUGCAGGGGCAGUGCUAUGAUCUGGGGUUUCUGCAGUUGGUCAGGUCUAGGUUCAGCAACAUUAUGUGCCCAAUGAAUGAGGUCAGCUGACUACCUAAAUAUACUGCAUGACCAGGUUAUUCCAUCAAUGAUUCAUUGGGCUCACAUUGUGAAAGAGUGGUUCAGGGAGCAUGAGACAUCAUUUUCACACAUGGAUUGGCCACCACUGAGUCCAGACCUUAACCCCAUUGAGAAUCUGUGGGAUGUGCUGGAGAAGGCUUUGCGCAGUGGUCGGACUCUCCCAUCAUCAAUACAAGAUACUGGUGAAAAGUUAAUGCAACACUGGACAGAAAUAAAUCGUGUGACAUUGCAUAAGCUUAUCAAAACAAUGCCACAGCGAAUGCAUGCCGUAAUCAAAGCUAAAGGAGGUCCAACAAAAUAUUAGAGUGUGUGACCUUUUUUUUUGGUGGCGACUUCUUUUUGGGCCAGGUAGAGUAUAAUAAAUUAAACAACCCGUGGUGUCGACUUUUACAAAUGGUAUGCAUUUACGGAGAAAACUGAACAGUCAAACUGUUACAAGCCCCAAAAUAAGAUAUAGGCCCACCAAACCCUCUCUAAAAAUCAUAAAAACUGAAAUAGUUAGGUAUUUUUGGCACCUUAACUUUACAAGAUUGGGGCAUACAUUUGGGGUAUUGUUUUAUUUAGAAGAGUUUGAUGUGCAUAAUUUUAUAGUUUUGAUUAUAAGAGCACAUAUCAGAUUUGCAAAAUGCCGAGCAAAAUUGCAAUUUGUAAGUUCAAAUUAUAUUUUACUCCUUGCAUUUUGUGACCUGUAAUUACCAAAAAUAAACUGGAAUCCUAGACAUAUGACUUUCUGUAAAUCACAACAAAUAAAUUAAUUUAUUUUGAAUA
Molecule: messenger RNA, 3945 nt
Organism: Pelobates cultripes (western spadefoot toad)
Lineage: Eukaryota; Metazoa; Chordata; Amphibia; Anura; Pelobatidae
Source: the annotation of a GenBank genome assembly